AUGCCCAUCUUCCUGACGGCAGAGCAGGCGCGGCAUCAGGCUGUUUGGCAGUUGCCCUUCCUCCUGACUCAGCGGGACCAGGUAACCCUUUGGCGGCCAGACCGUCCUCAGCAGGUUGUUUCGCUGCCUGCCGGGGCGUCUUGGCGCCCCACGGCUGCUAGUUUUGUCACUGACUGGAGCGGCCAGCAUGCCCGUUGGGCGCCCAUGCCAUGGAUACCCGACACGGGCCUGCAUCUCUGCCUACGCAGUGACGAAGCCAAUCGGGCCAACGUUGUCUUAUGGAACAGGAGCCCUGUCUGUCGUCAGCUUGCACGCUCACCACCACCCACCCAUGUCGUUCGCGGCACCGCUAACAUGGACCCCUCUGAUGUCCUUCUGCGGGAUGGCGAUGUACUUACACCCCGCGUUCCGGCGAGCCGUUCCACCCUUCUCCGGCCUCUCUGGCCAUUGCUUCUGACCCUGUGGGGAUGCCGAGGCUGCUGCUUGGAUGGGGAGGCCCCUCGCACCCUCCUUCUGUUUCUCUGGGUCGCCUAUGGUCUAAGCAGCGCUCCGGCCAACGCUCUGGUUUUCAGUCCCGAGUCGCGCGCUGAGCCCGCAUCUGAGCGAUGGUCGAAGCCCUAUUCAGGCUCACACAUCGACUUGGGGAGCGUGACGCCACCACGCCCGACCUCUGUCGCACAGGCCAUCGCCGGGAGUUCCCUUCGACUGUGCUACCUCCGUCCACAUGGGGCUCCUGUCUGGAGGCGGCACUCUAGCUCGUGUUGGGAAGCCGACAUCACCCCAGCUGGCCAGCUACAGGAGAAACUAUAUGAGUUCUGGCUGGCGGACGACCUUCCUACAUCCCUGCCCUCACGAGUACCCUGGAAGCUGCAGCAGGCCUGGUACGCGUACCCGACUUGGACCUGCGGCGUUCCUGAGCAGGUUCUGAUUUCUACUGAUGGCACUGGCCUGCAUACUGGUGCGUGGGCCUUCGUGGCCUGGGGGUGGCAUGCAGGGCAAUGGUACCGGCUGGGAUGGGAGCACGGCGUCGUGUGUCAGCAAUGGUCAAUCGCCCCUGGGCUCCUCUCGUACGCCGCAGAACUUGCGGCACUCCAGACUGCAGCUCUGUGGGCAUGCGUGUGGUUGGAUGCUAACGCGGCAGCGUGGCACACCAAGCCCACCGUCAUCACUGCCGCUGUGGACAACUCAGUGUUGCGGCCGGUCAUGCCUCGGCUGUGGCCGGGUCAUGCAGGCUUUGUUGUCAAUGAGCUUGUCGACGCUCUGGCCGGCUUAGCGGCCAAGCAUGGCAACCUAGGUGUCGAGCGUCAGGUGCACGCGCCACAUCAUUCGGCGCUUUGGGCAGAGGCAGCGGAUGAUCUCUGGCUGGUGCCAUACGGGCGAGUUGUUGAUGGCACGAGAGUCCUCCUCCAGUGGGACGUGCCCAUGCCAGAGGCAGCCACCGCCUCUCGACACGUUGAAGCCGACGACAUUGAGGAGGUGCCCCCCGCACCCAAACCGGCCCACCUCGCAUUUCGGGCGGUACAGGCUAACAUCCAGUCCAUUAAGGAUACUGUGCCGCAUUUCUUUAAUAGAACUGGAUCGGGACAACGCCGGGCUUAUCUUCACAAACAACUGCGGGAUUUGCAAGUGCACCUCGUCACCCUGCAAGAGUGCAGGUCCAGACAGGGUCGCUGGGUCUCUGGCGACUUCCUGACGUGGCGCUCCGGUGCGGACCGGCAAGGACAGUACGGAUGUGAAAUCUGGCUGCGCUCUGACUGGGUCCCGCACUGCGACUCUCUGGACGCAUGGGUCAUUGUUUGCUCCACACCGCAGAUGCUUGUCAUCAAAACACGCUCGGUCUCCCCCCCGUUGUGCAUUGUCUCGGCACAUGCCCCCCAUGCUGACAGGCCGAGCACGGAGAUUUCCGCGUUCUGGGGGGCCCUGGGGACGCAUCUUAGCCAUCUUCCCUCCGAUGCUACCCUCAUGCUAGGCGUUGAUGCCAAUGCCGAUUUCGCAGCUUCCGACGUUGACGAUGUCCUCGUCGGUCGCAGGGUCACUCUGCAGGCUCCCCGGCUCGGUGAUGAUAAACUAGCUCAGCUGAGCAGACAGGCUAGGCUGGUGGCCCCGGCCACCUUCACCACAAUCCAUCACGGCCAUGAUUGGACCUGGCAACACGCCAGCGGUCUGAGCAAACGCCUUGACCAUUGGCUGGUGUCCGAGGCGCAAUGCAGAGUCUCGUAUACAGCGCCCCUCCCGGUCACAAACAUACCAGCGGUUCCAGGAAAGCCUGGCUGGGACGGUGUUUCCGUGCCUGGCGACAGCGCCCAGGAUGAGGAGGAGCUGUGGGAUUGCACCUCCAACCCACAGAUGUGGCUUGGAGGCUACGGGAACUCGCCCACAGACCGCGUGAAGCAUGUGGCAAAGCGGCUUCCGCAAAAGCCGGGUGAGAAAGCCGUUUCCUUCAAAGCCUGCGCUGGGGGCGUCCAGUGUGUGGUACUGUCUUCUUCUGCUCUCAGCUCGGCUGGACAAGAGUUUGUUGUGGAGGCACGCUUGGAAGCUGCCCUAAAGCGUUUUGACUUCUAUGUGGGGCUGGUGGGCCAUCAUGGCCUGGGAACCUUUGAGGGCGAGGUGUUUGUGGCCUUGGGAUCACAUGGUACCGGCGCCACCUUCGUUUGCCGCAAGUACAACACCGAGGAUGCUGGCAGCUGCUCAUCAGGGGACAUGCCGAGUUUGACAGUUGGAGACUCGAUUCGCAUGAAUCUCCGGAUCGGAGAGGAAGAGGAUAGCCUGUCCUACAUGGUCAACGAUGACGAGGUAACGCAACCGACAAUCCUCGAAACCAUUACGGAACCAAGGGGUAAGGCCACGGCCAAUGGCGCGGACUGGAAAGGAUGGCGCCCCUUCAUCGCCAUCACCGGCGCCACCGUCAGCGUCGAAGUCCUGAACGCCUGA
Symbiodinium natans is the source of this 2931-nucleotide messenger RNA. The record is from the annotation of a GenBank genome assembly. Lineage: Eukaryota; Dinophyceae; Suessiales; Symbiodiniaceae.